This is a messenger RNA of Sabethes cyaneus, 454 nucleotides long. Its product is annotated as group XIIA secretory phospholipase A2-like. Gene Ontology annotation, cellular component: extracellular region. The record is from RefSeq and is a predicted model, not a curated record. The coding region runs from base 38 to 454 and encodes 138 amino acids. The transcript is spliced from 3 exons. Gene Ontology annotation, biological process: lipid catabolic process; arachidonate secretion; phospholipid metabolic process. NCBI's taxonomy places the organism in Eukaryota, Metazoa, Arthropoda, Insecta, Diptera, Culicidae. Gene Ontology annotation, molecular function: A2-type glycerophospholipase activity; calcium ion binding.
UAUUCAAACAAAAGGAUUCCCCUUGUUAUACGAUAUUAUGGAUUCUUUAGAAACAUCAAUAGACGAGGAUUGUGUUUAUGCAUGUCCUAAUAAAGAUGUUUUACCAGUGAAGAAACCAUCUUACAACCCGCAUCCAGACGGUUGCAACUUGAUAGGGCUUAAUAUUGGACGAAUGUUGACAGUCGAGAUAAAUGAAUGUUGCAAAGCCCACGGUGCCUGCUACGAAACAUGCAACAAUUCGAAGGAUCAGUGCGAUCAGGACCUUAAGCGUUGCCUUUAUAAGUAUUGUGAAGACUUCGGGGAAAACUCCACCGACGAACACACGCAGUCCAAAUCUUGCCACGGAGUAGCUAAAAUGCUUUAUGCACAGCAAAUUGCGCUUGGUUGCAGGUCGUACCUGGAUUCGCAGGCGCGGGCUUGCGAUUGCCAAGGGAAGAGAAAAAUAAAGCUAUAA